This is a messenger RNA of Etheostoma spectabile (orangethroat darter), 3137 nucleotides long. RefSeq names its product death domain containing 1 (gene dthd1). NCBI's taxonomy places the organism in Eukaryota, Metazoa, Chordata, Actinopteri, Perciformes, Percidae. The record is from RefSeq and is a predicted model, not a curated record. The coding region runs from base 232 to 3027 and encodes 931 amino acids. The transcript has 10 exons.
AGUAACACUCAAUGCCAAGGACACAGCGAACAAGGGGUCUUCAGCUUCAAAUAUAAAAGGAGGCACACAAGGGAAUGCAAUGCAUUUUUAGAGAAAAUUUGACAUUUUCCACCAUUAUUUUGUUAAAGGAGUGAAUUGCUUUAGCCAUGUGCAACACGGACUGAAAAAGGGGCACAAAACAGGCCGGAUUAGCUACUUCUGACCCUGAUCUGUUGUGUUUUUCAGCUCAGCAUGGAUGCAAAUCUGCAUGUGAAUACACUGAUGAAUGAAAAAGAGUCUUUUCAUGGCAGGAGGAGUGAACACAGUCUCCUAAACAUGUUGACUAAAACUCUUCGAGGGCUUGAAGCUGUCAGAUGCUCCAGAGAUCGUCAAAAUGGAACGGUGGGUUGGAGUAGAUGCAUAGAAGAAGGACCAGGUAGAGGCGGAGGAGAGGAAAUACAGAAAGGGAGUGAAGAAGGGAUGCUCAGUCCAGCAGAAGAUAUGGAGGAAUAUGAGGAGAGAAGGAGAAAUGCUGAUGAAGAGCGGGAGAAGAGAGCGUGCAAGCAGAGAGUUCUGGGAGUGCUGAGGGAGCUGAGUGUUUUUCAUUCUGACAGAGUGACAGCGUGGAGAGGAGUUCUCAGAGAAUGUGCCCACGAGUCUCAACCAGGGGGCCGUCCUCAACAACAUCUGUCCACAACAGAUACAGAAUGUACAGUCACACCGUGUUCAGACUCCGUCAGUGAAAUUUUCCUGAGUGUCGGGGAGGACAUAGAGAACAUUAUGGACAAACUAAACACAGUCACAUCUAAGCUGGACGAGGAAAUCCUCAAGUUAUGUGCAGAGGAGGCCUCAGCACUUCAGGAGACCAGAGAUCCAAAAGCACCAAAGCAGCCUGAAGAUGACAACAACCACCUGAGCGCCCUUGAUCCCCUUGAAUCUGACUCCGGGCAUAAACAGGACGUCAUGGACGGAGAUGAUCAAAGCCAUACAAUGCCAUCACCAGAUAUUGAACGAUCAUCACACUCCGGUUUUGACUGCAGCCAUGCGAAAGAAACAGGGAAAAAAUUGGUGGUCAAAAUUCAAGGAAGGGAAAGUGAGAACUGUAAUUCUGCAGAAAGUCAAACUAAUUUUCUGGAGACUGAAAAUGACACAAAUAGAUUUGAUAACAAGGGCAAAGAAAAGACAAACAUCGGAUGGAUCACUGUGGGGCUCACUGGUGAACAGGAGGACAGCCAUUCAGAUGUACCAGACACAUGCUUUAUCAGAGCUCCCAUGGGUGUGGCUGAAGUCCUGAGAUGUGAGGUGGCCGACAGCUUGAGCUGCCUGAUGGUGACCGCCUCGGAGGAGCUGGUCAGCAGAGUGAUCAGGGUCAAAGUUCAGGAUGGAGCUGACAUCCGCUUCCCUGUGAUUGUGAGUUUGCCUUUCUGCGCACGUUACCGCGGCAGCUACAGGGAUGUCGCUGUGAAGAUAGUUGAUGGGGAGAGGAAGGCAAGCUACAUCACUCCUGUAACCACAGAGGGCACGUAUGGAGGGCAGAGGAGCUCAUUUGCAGAGGUAAGGGUGUACUCACUGGGCCUGUUUGCAGUGGUUUCCUGUCUGAAAAGAGAAAAUUACACCGUUCCCACAAAGGGUUUGUCACUCAAACUCCCCAUGGACCCCCGAAUCUGUCUUAAUUACCUCCCAGGAUCCUUCGCGGCUCCAGUAAUGGCACAAACCAUGAUCCAGCCGGUAGAUGCUGUCCUAUUGGCGGCUGUCAAGUCCAGGAGCGACGCCUAUCACUCAGUGGUGUCAACAAGUCCACUACUCUACCUCACCCACCCGUCCUCUAAGCCACUCAGAAGACCCCUCACUCUCACCCUUCCCUGUCCCCCGAACACCGAAAAGAAUAGGUACACAAGGGGACAACGGGAGGAGCAAGACCAUCAAACUCGGCCUGUUAGUGCUUCUCCACCAUCGGAUCAACCUGCUUCCCACAGAAGGAGAGUCCUGGUCGCCUCUGUGAAGUCUAAAGAGAUGUCCAAUGAGCUGCUCAUUGUUCUGGGUUCAAGAGACGAACAGUGGAGCGUCCUGGAUAAAGUCACAGUCAGGAACCAGCAGAACGGACUGGUGUCCUUUGAGCUGACAGAGAACUUUGACAGGCUGGUGGUGGUUCGUCUCCUGUCUCCACUACAGCCUUGCCGGAUCACCUCCCUGGCAGAGGAGCUGGAGGAGUUGGUCUGCUGCCACGCGGCCACCGUCCUCCUCCAGCGGAGACAAGACGAGCCCCACGCUGUCCUGGUGGCUGCUCUGCCCAGCAGAGACCUCAGCUGGGAGCUGUCCAAACUGCGAGCCCGGGGCUUCAGCGGCCUCUCGGAUACCUCGGCAGAGAUCUCCAUGUGUGAAGGAGACCAGCUUCUCCUCCGUUUCAGUGGCAACAUCGCCUCCACAGGAUCUCACAACGACCAACAUGGUGUCCCACAUGAGCGAAUCACCUUCCACAGCCAGCAGAAGAAUCACCUUAUUGUGUAUCUAACAGAAGUGGAUCCGUUUAGGAACUACAGUUCCCCCCACUACAAAGGCACGGCCAUGUUUUACAAGGUAACCAGAGGUCAGCUGGAGUGGCGAGGUGACAGACCCGUCCCGAUGGACACAAAGCUCCUGGGAGAGCCCGUCUGUAAGCUGUCCCUGACUUUACCCAAGAAAGUGAGAACGAUUAAUCGGCCCAUCACAGCUAGGGGGGAGUUAUGGAAGGAGACAGAUUCCCUGUCAGACUCUCUUCUUCUCUGGCUGUCUGGGGAGCUUUCGGAGGAGGAUGUAGCCCUUCUAGUGCUCUCCCUGCGUCUCCGUCGAAGCGCCGCUCAGCUGGUGAAGCUCCGGGCCGGGGAAAGCCUGUCCACCCAGGCCUUCCAUGCCCUGGCCAUGUGGAGGAGGGGGCUGCCUGCUGCCACGCACCAACCCAAGGCCUCUCAGCUGGCUCACUGCUUGGCCAAGAGCGGCAGGCCGGACCUGGCCAGGGAGCUGCUGCUGCGACAGGCUGCAACCACCCGACAGGGCUCACUGAAAGAGUAGAAUUAACACACCAUUCAGAUCAGAUCAUGUUUGCCUGUCAAAUGAGCUGGUGGCAGUGUUGUGUUUGAUCCACAAGAGGUCAGCAUUGGACUGCAAGAUUCCGAGCUCUC